AGUGUUCAACGGACAACAUGGCGCAGGCAGAGGACACAGUUCAACCGCUAUUGCAGCAGUUCCAGCAACUAUUCUUUAUAUCGAAGAUAGCUGGAAUUCUGCCGCAGGAUCUCGAGAAGUUUCGCUCUAGGAAUCUGCUAGAGAAAUCCCGCAAUGGCAUGAUUUACAUGCUGUGUACGCUGAUACUCUACGUUGUGCUCUACAAUAUUUUGAUAUACUCCUUUGGGGAGGAGGACCGCACCCUAAAGGCCUCGCAAAGCACCUUGACCUUUGUGAUUGGCUUGUUUCUAACCUAUAUCGGCCUCAUUAUGAUGGCUUCAGACCAGUUGGCCGCGUUACGAAAUCAGGGUAGAGUAGGAGGGCUUUACGAGCGCAUUCGUCUAGUGGAUGAGCGCCUUUACAAAGAGGGGUGUCUCAUGGACAACAGUACAAUUGGACGACGCAUCCGGAUUAUGUUGAUCAUGACGGUCAUCUUUGAAUUGUCCAUUUUGGUGGCCACCUACGUCAAGCUGGUGGACUAUAGUCAAUGGAUGUCCGUGUUAUGGAUAGUGUCCGCCAUUCCCACGUUCAUCAACACGCUGGACAAGAUUUGGUUCGCUGUUUCGUUAUAUGCGUUGAAAGAACGCUUUGAGGCCAUCAACGCCAACCUGGAGGAGCUGGUGGACACGCACGAGAAGCAUAAGCUGUGGCUCCGAGGCGAUCAAGAGGUUCCACCUCCUCUAGACAGCUCCCAGCCGCCUCAGUAUGACAGCAACCUGGAGUAUCUGUACAAGGAACUAGGAGGCUUGGACAUAGGUUCCAUUGGCAAGAGUUCGGUGUCUGGUUCGGGAAUAAACAAGGUAGCACCAGUGGCCCACUCAAUGAACUCCUUUGGCAGCAGGAAGCCUCCACCGCCUCCCCUGGCCUCUAACAUGGUCCAUGAAAGCGAGCUGGGAAAUGCCGCAAAGGUGGAGGAGAAGCUGAACAACCUGUGCCAGGUGCAUGAUGAGAUCUGUGAGAUCGGAAAGGCUUUGAACGAGCUGUGGAGCUAUCCCAUCCUAUCCCUAAUGGCCUAUGGGUUCCUAAUUUUCACUGCUCAACUCUAUUUCCUCUACUGCGCUACACAGUACCAAUCGAUUCCAUCGCUUUUUCGUUCCGCCAAGAAUCCCUUCAUCACGGUUAUAGUUCUAAGUUAUACGUCUGGCAAAUGUGUGUACCUCAUCUACUUGAGUUGGAAAACGUCGCAGGCCUCCAAGCGAACAGGAAUCAGUCUGCACAAGUGCGGCGUAGUGGCAGAUGAUAAUCUUCUCUACGAAAUAGUUAACCACCUAUCGCUUAAAUUGCUCAACCACUCGGUGGACUUCUCCGCUUGUGGCUUUUUUACCCUGGACAUGGAAACAUUGUAUGGCGUGAGUGGCGGGAUCACUAGCUACCUGAUCAUCCUGAUUCAGUUCAAUUUGGCCGCCCAGCAGGCCAAAGAGGCCAUCCAAACUUUCAACUCACUUAACGACACCGCCGGCUUAGUUGGUGCCGCCACCGAUAUGGAUAAUAUUAGCUCCACGCUGCAUGAUUUCGUCAGCACCACCAUGACACCGGUGGGCUAA
Molecule: messenger RNA, 1583 nt
Organism: Drosophila santomea
Lineage: Eukaryota; Metazoa; Arthropoda; Insecta; Diptera; Drosophilidae
Gene: Gr66a
Product: gustatory receptor for bitter taste 66a
Exons: 2
Coding region: 18-1583 (521 amino acids)
Biological process (GO): sensory perception of taste
Cellular component (GO): axon; membrane; dendrite
Source: RefSeq, a predicted model, not a curated record